UAAAUUUGUAAAGCUGAUAUUUUCAUAAGUCUGUAUUUUCUUUUCACUAUUUCACAUAUAGAUUGUCACAAUAAAAAAAAGAUAUAUAUACAAGGAAUUCAUGCGUGGAUGUUAGUUAAAUAGGAUCUAUGGAAAGCGCGUAUCAGUUAACAGAUCAUUUAAUAUGACAUUAAACGCUGGUACAAUCAAAAUCCAGCAACUUCAUCAUAUGAAUGACUCCAUAAACGGUUCCUCCUAAGCUUUUCAUCUAAAGACAAGCAGACUCCCAGCAUGCCCCAAGCGGCAAUCUGCCGUUCGUCCUUGGGAGCAUCACCCAGCCGAGACACUGGCCGUCCUGGGGGGUUCCACCCGAGUUGCCAUCACAUUCGUCUCCCUUUGCUCGACUUCAGGCUCCGGCAAGCAAAGCAGAAACAAGAGAAUGCAUGGCUGCGUAAUAGAUGCACGGAAGAACAAGAAAACAUUCCUGAAAAGUGGAAGUAAUGGACAGGGAGGAGGUGGGACAAUUCCUUCAGAAGGACAGUUCACGAUUACUUGGUCAUGGUGCAGAGGUACUCAAGGGCAGCAGGCUAUCAGGCUACUAUACACAAAAGGCUAGAAGUGCUUCCCAUCCAGUGCUUCCUAUAAAGGAAAAAAAAAACCACACACAUGCCCGUAAACCAUUCUGCUUAAUUGCUAGAUGGUAUACAAGGCUCUCUCUCUCUCUCUCUCACACACACACACACACACACACACACACACACACCAGCAUGUGCUCACAAAGAUCUUGGAUGUAUGUCCUGAGAAUGUCAGUAUGUCCGGAGAAUACUUUCACAUAUUUGAAAAAGGACAGAGUAAUUCCCAAGAGAUCCGUUUUGUUUAUGAUAUUUUUAUAUAAACUGAAAUGAGAAUUUCACAAGAAUUUAACAGCACACAAUUAUCCCAAUCCCACUGUGUGAUUCAGUUACAGGUUGGCAUAUUUCCCAUUUGGCUUUGCCUAGAACGUACACAUCUCUAAAUAACCCCUAGAAACAGCUAAACUGGUUGUCUGCAUCGACAGAGUAAAGCUUCUGUGUCUUUUUCACCAAAAGAUACAAUAAAUACAAAAUCGUCAGCGGUUUACAAUUACUGCAUAAUAUAUGGGAACGACAAUUUGCCAAAUAAAAAUCAACUUAGUUGGCUAUACUUACGUAUUCAUUCUCACAGUACUCUCACAGACAAACUUGGGCAUACAGACAGCCCCUUUUACCACCGAGUAGAAAGACUUUUGGCAAAAUUACAAAACCACAAAUGCGACAUAAAUUAUUUGGGGGAAAAAAAUUAUAUACAAGACGACACAAUGAAGGGACCAGCCUGGAUGAUUUUACAUUGAAUUUGCUCUUCUGGGAAUCAGUAGGCCGCAGCUCUGCUUUUUGCCUUACCAUAUGGUGACAAGAGAUUGUAAAAGAAAUGGAAUGUGCCUGUAAUGGCCCAUCGGGCUGCAACACAUCACCACACACUGCAGGCUGUGCUAACCGCAGCUCCCCCACCCCCUUAUACAUUUCAUAUAGCAUAAAUGCUGGGUCAGCACUUGUACGAAUCUUCAUUGAUGAUACAAUUUCUCUCUCACACACACACACACACACACUCACAGCUUUGUAAAUCAUAUCUUUGUGGGGACUCUACCUUCAUUUCUAUGGGGAAAUCCCAGCCUUAACACCUAUGCAGCCCUAACCUUAACCAUAAGUAAGCAAACAAAAAUAUGAGAUUUGCGCCAUUUGUUGAGGUUUUUUUGAUUGCAUUCACAGAUCUUUCAUGGGGACUUGAAAAAUGGUCCCCACUACAUCAAAAAAACUGGUUUUUCUUACAUUGCAGGAAAAAUUUGGUCCCCACAAUAUAAUAUAAACACACACACACACACACACACACACACGACAGCCAGGAAAGCCUGAAGUUUAUCACCCCAAGGUCAGCAUCCACAAAGGUUUUGACUUGGAGCAUUUGCAGCACUCCUAACAACAUUGAUAUAUAUGCUUGAAGAGCAUACCUUGGAUCAAUAGUCUUACUGGAACAUACCGUAUGCACCAUGAAGCAGUGUAACACUUACAAUGGUCUCAAGGGGAAGCAGGAUUUUCUAUUAUGAAGACCAUCUGAAAUGGGCCGGGAAUACUGGACUCUGGCUGAACCUGGUUCAAUAAACUCGUCUAUAGCCAUCCAACCCCCCAACCUCUUUGCCUUCUACUGUCACUGAUGAAUCAAAGCCAUGUUAGUUUUCCCUUCCCCCAUCUGCAGAGGGGUCCGGUGCAUGGACAGGGGCAGCAGCCAUAAGUUUAAGUCCCCAUUGAGAGCUCACUGAUGACCCAGGCAGGGAAGGGUCACGUUAGACACGCCUGGCUUUUAGUUUACCGCACCCUUGCUGAGAUCACUUUCUCCGUCAAGAAAAACAAGGCAAUCCACUGCAUGUCUACACUCUUCCCAUGGGAAAUUACAGGGAAGAUUAAAAAGGAAUGGGGGCAUAUUCAAACCACCUUGUAACAUAUAUUAUUUGUUUAUCUCCAAUGCUUAAUACAAUUCCUACUAAGCUGUUGUAGGUUUACUACGACAUAAAUUUGAAUAAGAGCUAAAAUGGGUUGAAUGGAUUUGACAAAAUUAAAGUUGUAUAUUUCACAAACCGCGGUUACAUAAUUCAUUAUAUAAGGAUCUCGAUAACUUAAAAAUGUGUAUAUUAUUAAGGGACCGCAAAAUAAACUUGCGAAGACAAAAGGCCACCUUCUACCGGCGGGGGACACGUCUAUUCGUCAGAAACAAAUAUCGGCAAGCAUUUUUUUUUUUUAAUGUAUGACACGGCUCAGACACGUUUCAACACGUCUGAAAGCUUUACGUAAAGGCUGUUGGCGCUACUUAAACAGCAGCUAGUUAGCGUAAACCUGGGUAAAACGAAACAGCUAACGUUUGGCGGGCAGCUUCCGAGGACGGAGGGAGGCUCGCGCUCGUGGCAGGAAAAGCCGGCUCGCGGAGGUGAGGACGCGCGCGGCGCGACGGAUAACGGAGGACCUUCAUUUAACGGUUGUUUUCCUAAACGGACAGUAAAACUAACCCGGUGCUUCGGUCCGACGACGUCUUCUCGCUAUUUCGGCGAGUCGGGUUAGGAAUAAACUCUAUAGAGAAAAGGAAACACACACACCAGCUGCGCCACGCGCUCAGAAAUCGCUGCAAACAAACUGGCUCGCCAUAGCACUGGGGCUGCACCAGCGGAGAGUCCACAGGAGCUGGUGCUGAAGACGGAUCUGUUCCUAAGAUCUGCAGAGGGGGGAUAUAAAGGGGAGGCAAGAGGACCCAGGGCAAAGGUGCCCCUGACGGUGGGGGGAGGACAGGGGUGGGCAAGGUGCAGGGAUGGCUUCCGCUGGCAUGCAGAUCUUCGGCUUCAUCCUAGCACUACUGGGCAUCUUUGGGGCCAUGGUGUCCACACUGCUGCCCAACUGGAAGGUGAGCGCUGACGUGGGCUCCAACAUCAUAACGGCCAUCUCCCAGAUGCAGGGGCUAUGGAUGGACUGCACCUGGUAUAGCACCGGUAUGUUCAGCUGCACUCUGAAAUACUCCGUGCUGGCACUGCCUGCCUACCUGCAGACGGCACGCACCUCCAUGGUGCUCUCCUGUGUGCUUGCCAGCCUGGGCUUGUGCCUUGCUUCCCUGGGCCUCAAGUGCACCCGCUGGGGAGGUGGCCGGCAGUCCAAGAGGCACACAGCCAUUGCCAGCGGGGGAUGCUUCAUUGUGGCUGGCCUUCUUUGCCUGGUCCCUGCAUCCUGGUUCACCAAUGAGGUCAUCACCAACUUCCUGGACUCCAGUGUGCCGGAGAGCAAUAAAUUUGAACCAGGAGGGGCUGUGUACGUGGCCUUCGUAUCUUCGGGAUUCCUCUUUGUAGGGGGAUCAAUUUUCUGCAUGUCCUGCCCAGGGAAGCGGCGGGGCCACCAGGAUCUGAUCCUCACUCCUCCUGAUAAGCUACUGCAGCAUCAACAGCAGCAGCAUCUCAUCCAGCAGCAGUUACAGCAUCCGUAUUGCUCCCUCUCGCCCCUGGACAGCAAGGCUGGCUACAGCCUGCAGGACUACGUGUAGCCUGCGCCCGAUUCGCGAGGAACACCGCACCACACAGCAGCUCUGAAACUGCGAGAUGGAGGAGGAGAGGGGAUGGUGAUGACUGACACACACACCCCCCCCCCCCAAUGCUUUCCUAUACUGCAAGCACAAGUGAUGUGGAGAGAUUCCCCCAGCAAUGUUUCAAAUACUGAAUAUACCCCGUAAAGCACGUUGUGGCAUUGCUGGGACGAGGCAGGAGAGAGAGCCAUCGACUAAAUGCAGAUGUCCAGCACCAGGGAUUAUUAACAGUUCCAUGGAGAAUGGAUUAACUGUAAGAAGCAUCCCCCCCACCCCCCCCACUCGCCAAAGGUUUGAAUCGAAAAAGCAAUUAUUUAGCUACUAACAAUCAUUUAAUUUUAAUAAACUGGCAAUACAUCCUAAAGAGGCAAUAUGUGAAUGUUAUCCUUAGCUUUUUUGUAGUUAGCCAUUUGCUAGAAUCACAGUUCUGAUUUUAAUCAUUUUGUGUCUUAUUUUGAUAAGCUAAUGGAAUGGUGAUUAUUCUACCGCAGCAUGCUGUCUGAAGUUAGUGAAUUAUGCAGCGGAAUGCCUAGUAGAAUCUGAAAAGCAGACACUAUAUAUUGAACUUAACCUAUAGUAAACAUACACCAGUAAAACUGUUCAAAAUGACAAGACAAAUAACGACACCAAGUUGCAGAUUAAACAAACACAAACAUGAGCCACAGUCUAGCUCCUGUUUCUCGAAAAAAAGGGAGCGACACCCUCCACGGGUUCAGCAGACGGCUGAUAUAAUGCCGCUGUUUCGGUUCCCAUUCACUCCCAACAAAAACAAGCCGUGUCUAGCCGGCUGCACACCGCUAAUUUAUUCUGUACACACACACGCACACACACACAUAUAUAUACACGCCGCUCUCGCGCACUGUGCAGCAUGCGCUUUUUCACUUGCGCUGUCCUCACUGCCAUGGUAACAGAGCCUCUCGCCCAAAUAUCUUUAUUGUGUGCGUGUCUGUGUGUUGGGGUUGCUGGGGAGGUGGUGUGGGUCAGAGAUUAUAGCCGGAAUGGCUGUGGCACCUCCUUGAGCCCCCUAUUGUGAGAGAACAUCUGCCGUCAUCAACCCCACUGCUGGGGUGGCUCAGUGCCUGGGGACUAAGCUCCUUCAGCUACACUACUCUUGCAGGUCUGAUCCCCCCCCCCCCCCCACCAUUCCAUCUGAUCAGGAAACGCUCCAUGGAGGAUAUAGUCUAUAAACAGUCCAUCACUAAACAGAGGGAUUCCCUCAUCGACCUCAUAUUCCAGAGCUGUAAUGUGGUCAAGGACUAUGUUUAUAAAAGUGAAUGCAAUAUUAUAAAAUGCAGGGAGAAGCAGUUUGAGCAUGAUUUAGGCUAAUAUGAAUGCACUGUGCUGAUAUUCAAAUGGUGCAUGCUUUAUAAUCUCAUGAACAUUUGAGUGUGUGCUUUUUUUAAAUCUCAUUGUCCAUCUGCGGCUUCCUCACGUCACUAGAACAUAUGUCGCAGUUUCUCACUCACGGGAGACUAUGCACCUGGAGUUCCAAUAGCCCAAACCCUGCCGAUGAGCAGACUGGGCCUCGUUUUCUCACGCUGUUUGUAUGGUCCUCUCUCCCUCUCGCUGUGUGUGUGUGUAUAUGUGUGUAUGUGUUUGUGUGUGUGGCCACGGCAUCCAUUGCCAGCUGCCACAUCUCCAGUCCAAUCCAGGCAGCACCACUGACGGCCCCGGGCCGAGAUUCGUACGGUGCUACGUUCUUUCCGUCAGGCAGAGCCCCAUGAGCGGGUGAGCAGAUGGCAGGGCCCAGAUCGCUGCUCACAGGCUACCACACUGCUCACUGCAGGCACCUCCGGCAAGUUGGCUGCCCUUAUGGGCAGAUUAUAUGCUUCAUUGUCAACAGUGUGACAAUCUGUCAAACUCUUGCCUGUAUUAACUGAAAACACAAAAAAUAGUAUCUUUAAAAUAAAUAGAUAAUUGAAAGCCUCGGUUCAAGAUCAGACAAAAAACAAAAUAAACAAAUAAAACCAGUACCAAUAAUUUUCUACGGUCUUUUUCCUCAAACAAAUUGGUCAUACCGUUUCCUUCAUAUGGGCUUAUUCGUAAAGCCUAAAGACUCCAGGCACCUGUAAACAAUGAAGUGGAAUUUGAAUUCUCAUUUCUGUAUGUUAUAACCACCUUCAUAUUUACCUAAGAGAGCACAGCAGUCAUCACCAGCUGGUGUAAGUGCCCAGACUUAGGCCAGUUCAUAUCUUUUUUCCAGGUUAUAGCCAUGACUAUAUGCCUCAUCGAAAUACCAGAGCAUGCUAAUAUCUUCUUUAUAAGAAGACUACUUGACACUUGGAGUGCAAGAUGGCGAAUGUCAGUUUGUUGCCAAGGGUAAGGGCCAAACGAGCCCUGACCUGCUUGCUGCCAUUCCGUUAGCUGUACAUAUCAGUUCCACGGACGUCCUCCCAGACUGGUUUCAGUGGAUAAACCAGCUGGGAGGGAGGAACCUCUAACUGACGUGCUUCGUCAUUGUGCAGCUUCCCCCAUCUGCACAUUGCUUCAUUACUAGUGCCAAACGCUCCAAGCACAAAACAGUGGGCUUGUGUGUCAAACUUCAGCUAUUGUACAGUGCAAAUACAGAUUGGGUUAUUUUGAUAAUGGCAGUUUAUUUUUGUUGAUGUCAAAGCUUUUCGUAGUUUGCUAACAAAUCAGAGCGGCUCAGGAUGUUUCGUCGUCUCGGUGUGCUUGUGCAAGUAGUUAUAUUUUUAUUAAUAAAAUUAUUUUGUGGAA
This is a messenger RNA of Brienomyrus brachyistius, 6825 nucleotides long. Its product is annotated as claudin-20-like. Lineage: Eukaryota; Metazoa; Chordata; Actinopteri; Osteoglossiformes; Mormyridae. Gene Ontology annotation, molecular function: structural molecule activity. The transcript has 3 exons. Gene Ontology annotation, cellular component: bicellular tight junction; plasma membrane. Bases 3349 to 4068 code for a protein of 239 amino acids. The record is from RefSeq and is a predicted model, not a curated record. Gene Ontology annotation, biological process: cell adhesion; bicellular tight junction assembly.